UUUUGAGCUCCCUGACGCCUUUAUAAAAGGCUUUACUGACGUCACCGAGCCACAAUGAGCUCACUUCAUACUGUUAGUGACGCGUCGUCAUGCAAAAGGUUCGCCGCUCUCCGUAUGAGCGAAAGAUGGGCACACAGUCGCUCAUGUUGCGAUGAAGCCAUAAUGGGUUAAACUGAGAGCCCUGAAUAUUUAUUUUUGAAGAGAGCAACUACCUUGUGGACACCACAACAUGAGCGACAAUAACUACUGGGGACAGCACGACUUCAGCAGACUGUGCUGUGGGCUGCCGAGUGGCCAAGUGGAACAUAACCUGACCGAGCUGCGACCGCUGCAGCAAUUGGACAAAGAAUGCCACUCUAACCUCUUCCUUCCAAAAUCUCCAUGCUACUCUGAGUCCUCCUGCCUGCCAUUGGACAAGACUCUUCGAUCUCAUGAAGGAGACCAGGUGGUGCCUUAUUGUUCUUCCCACAGAUGGACAGUGUUUUGGGGUCCGCAGAAGGAAGCCAAACCUUUGCCGCCAUUACCCGACCCCGAGGAGCUCAUGACGGACGAUGCAGCGGAUAAUGAAGUAGAGUUCUUCACCAGCGAGCGACAGCCUCUCUUGCCCAAAAGCUGCCCUAAGAUGGUGUGCGGUAACAGAGGUCAAGUAAAUCCCACCUAUCAGGGGGGGCCGUCACAGUCCUUGGCAUUUUCCUGGCCCAGCAGAGGGGAUGACCUCCGAGCUAAUGACUGUCUUCCUGUUCAUCUGACAGAGAACCAUCAGGAUACGUCGUGUAAUAAACAUCCAGACUAUAAACUCAACUGGUUCUCCUCUACCAUCCCCUCAGAGAAACCCCAAAUUCCUCCUCGUAUCCCGAUCCCACCGAAACCCCCCCUCAAGACUGCGGGCGGUGAGGAGAAGCCGCCCAAAAUCCCUCCAAGAGUUCCUCUAGUACCCCCCUGUCCGCCUCGUUCACCGAGCCCUAAAAGCCUCCCGAUUUACAUCAAUGGCGUGAUGCCGGCCACUCAGAGUUUUGCUGCUAACCCGCAAUAUGUGAGCAAGUCACUUCUGAGCGAGAGGGCGCCCCCCGCAGUUCAGUUCUCUCCCUGCAUCGUUCCUAUUUUAAAGGACGGCAGACAGGCCAGCGCCACGCACUACAUCCUCCUUCCCCCGCGCCAAAAGACAUCCACGGAAAGACGAGGGCGACUCUUGAGUGAACCUGCCAGGACAGGACAUGAAUGGCAAAACCGUUAA
Molecule: messenger RNA, 1234 nt
Organism: Syngnathoides biaculeatus (alligator pipefish)
Lineage: Eukaryota; Metazoa; Chordata; Actinopteri; Syngnathiformes; Syngnathidae
Product: ERBB receptor feedback inhibitor 1
Exons: 4
Coding region: 230-1234 (334 amino acids)
Biological process (GO): regulation of keratinocyte differentiation; negative regulation of epidermal growth factor receptor signaling pathway
Cellular component (GO): extrinsic component of cytoplasmic side of plasma membrane
Source: RefSeq, a predicted model, not a curated record